Molecule: messenger RNA, 752 nt
Organism: Hypomesus transpacificus
Lineage: Eukaryota; Metazoa; Chordata; Actinopteri; Osmeriformes; Osmeridae
Gene: hmgn3
Product: high mobility group nucleosomal binding domain 3
Exons: 7
Coding region: 154-504 (116 amino acids)
Biological process (GO): chromatin organization
Cellular component (GO): nucleus; chromatin
Molecular function (GO): nucleosomal DNA binding
Source: RefSeq, a predicted model, not a curated record
CGGUUUAGAGUUUUAGGUCUGCAUGUAAUUAACAUGUUAUUAUCGAAGGUGCUUAGAUAUUGAUCCUGUCAUUCGUGCAGUUACAAAUUCGCGCCUUGGACCUUCAGAUUCACCAGAUCUAUUUGCUUGGUCGGAAAGUUGAUCUCAAGAAAAAUGCCUAAGAGAAAGUCUCCAGAGGUUGCUGAAGGCAAAGAUGCCUCCAAAGUCACAAAGCAGGAGCCCAUCAGACGGUCAGAGAGGUUGUCAUCGAAAACGGCACCAUCCAAGCCAGAGAUGAAGCCCAAGAAGGCUAUCUCCAAGCCUGUGGAGGACAAAGGAUUGAAGAGCAAGAAGGGCGGAGCCAAGGGGAAGAAGGAUGAGGGUCCCACCCAGAAUGGAGGGAAUAAGACCGAUGAGAUCUGUGUGUCUCGCUCGUCUGUGUGCGUGUCGUCCAGGAGAAGCGCAGGCCCUUCCUCGAUGUCAGUCAGAGGGCAGAGUGAGACGGUCCGAGUCAAGGGAAACUGAAACCGUGGAGACGGCCCCCGAGGAAAAGGCAUGAGGAAAGGGGCGUGUCGUGCUGACCCCUCAACUCAUUGGCAGCAUAAGCAUCUUUUUUUACUGAGGAUUUUGUAACAUGCUGAAUUUUUAAACGGGUGAUAGACAGAAUGAUAACCAGCACCCCAUGUCCAGACACCUCCUUCAGUUCCCUGUUCUCCUUCCUUCCUCUCCGUUCUGUUGUACCACACGCCCCGCUCCGCCCCCCCCCCCCCCCC